This is a messenger RNA of Grus americana (Whooping crane), 1381 nucleotides long. RefSeq names its product hydroxyacyl-CoA dehydrogenase (gene HADH). Gene Ontology annotation, biological process: fatty acid beta-oxidation. Gene Ontology annotation, cellular component: mitochondrion. Gene Ontology annotation, molecular function: NAD+ binding; (3S)-3-hydroxyacyl-CoA dehydrogenase (NAD+) activity. Lineage: Eukaryota; Metazoa; Chordata; Aves; Gruiformes; Gruidae. The coding region runs from base 64 to 1005 and encodes 313 amino acids. The transcript is spliced from 8 exons. The record is from RefSeq and is a predicted model, not a curated record.
GCCCGACCCGCCCCGACCCCGCCGCCGCCUCUCGCUCCGCGCUCCCUGCCGCGAGCCUUCGCCAUGGCUUUCGCCACCCGCCACUUCGUGCGCGCCGCCUCCUCCACCGCCGCCACGGCGGCCGCCAAGAAACUGAUCGUGAAGCAUGUGACGGUCGUCGGUGGCGGCCUCAUGGGCGCCGGCAUCGCCCAGGUUGCAGCAGCCAGUGGUCACACUGUGGUGUUAGUAGACCAGUCAGAUGAAAUCCUUAAAAAGUCUACAAAAGGAAUUGAAGAGAGUUUGAAGAGAGUGACAAAGAAGAAAUUUGCGGAUAAGCCUGAGGCUGGUGCUGAGUUCAUUGAGAAGACCUUAAAGAACCUCACAACAAACACAGAUGCAGUAGCAGUGGUCCACAGCACGGAUCUGGUAAUAGAAGCUAUUGUGGAGAACCAGGAAAUUAAAAAUGAACUCUUCAAGAGGCUGGAUAAGUUUGCUCCAGAGCAUACAAUAUUUGCAAGCAACACUUCAUCCUUGCAAAUCACACAGCUGGCUAACUCAACCACCCGGCAGGACCGAUUUGGUGGUCUCCAUUUCUUCAAUCCUGUGCCUAUGAUGAAGCUUGUGGAGGUCAUCAAGACUCCAAUGACCAGCCAAAAGACUUUUGAAUCGCUGAUGGAUUUCAGUAAAGCAGUAGGAAAGAGUCCUGUCAGUUGUAAGGAUACUCCAGGGUUUAUUGUAAACCGUCUCUUGGUGCCAUAUAUGAUGGAAGCUGUUCGACUUUUUGAGAGAGGAGAUGCAUCAAAGGAAGAUAUUGAUGUUGCUAUGAAGCUUGGGGCUGGCUAUCCCAUGGGUCCAUUUGAACUGCUGGACUAUGUUGGGUUGGAUACCAGUAAAUACAUUAUAGAUGGAUGGCAUUCAUUAGAGCCCAACAAUCCUCUUUUUGCACCCAGCCCACUCCUGAAUAAACUGGUAGAAGAAAAGAAGCUGGGUAAGAAGACUGGAGAAGGAUUUUACAAAUACAAAUGAACUCCAAACCUCGAGAGGCGUUAAACUAUCUGUGUACCCUGUUCACCAUUGCCAUAUUACAGGUGAAUUCUGAAUUCUGUUGAAACCUUCGCAAGGAUGGCACAAGCUGCAUUUAGAACAUAACCCACCUCUGAACUGAGUGAUUGCACUAGUUAACUGUUUCUCUGGUGAAAGCUUGAUUUGGUAGAUUAUUUUUUUCUUAUAAUUCUGAAAAGCCUUAUAUGUACAGUGCCUUCAUGCAAAUGUUGAUUUUUCAGGUGCAGGACAGAAUGACAAGUGAAUUUACGUAUUUGAAACAUUAUUAUAUUAACAGGAAAAAUCCUAAAAAUAACCACACUUUCUUAAAAAAUAAAAUUUUCAACAAUUCUUUAUUGAA